AUGAGCAUCACAGACAAGCAAAUUGGAGAAUGGUGUUUCGGUAGAGAGAUUGGAAAAGGUUCAUUUGCCAUCGUUUACCACGGCUGGCACUCGAGUAGCAAUCCAAAGGCUAGCUCUUGCGCUAUUAAAUCCGUUAUCAGAUCAAGGCUCACCGCCAAGUUGCUUGAUAAUCUAGAGGCCGAGAUAAGCAUCCUCAAGCGUAUACAGCAUCCAAACGUAGUCGGCUUGCUCGAUUGCAUAAAAACUCCAACUCAUAUCCACUUGGUCACAAGUUACUGCUCCGGUGGCGAUCUUAGUUGCUACAUCAAGAAACGCGGCGAGGUUCCUACUCUCGAGUACUGGCCAUCUGGCUUUGAAGGCGUUGGCCAUGCCGCUUUCUACAAGCACCCACAGCUUGGUGGCUUAGACGAGCGUGUCGUACGCUCAUUUUCUGGUCAGCUCGCCCAAGCUUUGUUGUUCCUCCGCUCUCAGGACCUUAUGCACCGUGAUAUCAAACCUCAGAAUCUCCUUUUACAGCCCCCAGACACCACUGCUAUAGCCAACGGUCAUCCUAUCGGCAUCCCUAUUCUCCGAGUCGCUGACUUUGGCUUUGCUAGAAAUCUCCCUGCCGCUACUAUGGCUGAAACUCUCUGCGGCUCUCCACUCUAUAUGGCCCCUGAAAUUUUGCGCUAUGAGAAAUACGACGCUAAAGCCGACCUUUGGAGUGUCGGUGCUGUCAUGUAUGAAAUGACAACUGGAAGACCUCCUUUUAGAGCUCAGAACCAUGUUGAGCUUCUCCGUAAGAUCGAGAAAUCUGAUGAUAAGAUUAAGUUUCCUUCUUCGUCAGAGGUAGAUAUCCCCAGGGACAUCAAAGACAUAAUCAGAUCUCUGCUCAAGAGGCAUCCCAUUGAGAGGAUAUCGUUUGACGAAUUCUUCAGCUGGCCCGGUUUCGAUUCUUUCGAGAAAGACUCAAAGUGCACUCAAAAUGUCUACGCUGAAGCUGCCAAAGAGACUUUUGGUACGUCUCCAUUAAGUAUAUCAAAACCUGUACAAUCUACAAGCCGACCACCACUCACUACUCAUGUCACUUCCCCUGAUACAUCUAACAACGCCGUCGCAACAACAAGAAGACCCUCUUUUACGCCAAAAUAUAUAGUUGGGCCAUCUAGAGCAGCUACGACGAAUGCUGUUCCCUCUACUUCCCCAAAGAGCAGCAGUCCUAGAGAACAAUCAUUAGCCAGGUGCACUAGUCUCGGCGAAAGCGUGGAAAAGUUCAGUGGACUGCAAUUAGGUUUCAACGAGCGCAUCAAUGAUACAUCAGAAACUCGCAUUUCAAAGUUUCAAUUACCAGCGAACGAAGAUUCAAUUGUCGGCAAGGAGUAUGUCGUGAUUGAGAAAAAUGCCGUAGAGAUUAACAACCUCGCUGAUGACAUGGCAGCUGCAGCAAGACGCCAGCCUGUCGUCGGAAGAUUGAACAGUCGCGGAAAUUACGGUGGACCAGGUACAGGUGUUUUUGGAGACACCCUUCGUCGUGUUUCUGAUCCUAAUGUCAACGCAGCUGCAGCUGCAGCAACUCAAGCAAAAGUAGGAAACACGCCUCCAAACAACUAUAUUUCUAAGUUUCCACUACCUGGUACAUCUCCAACGAGCGCUGGUUUCGGUUCGUUCCCUCGCAGACCAUCGAUCAGUCCAACAACGCCUGCACCAGUGUACAACCAGGCAUACCAUCAAGUAGCGCACGAUGUGCAAGUGAAGGAGGGUGCGCAUCCUCAGCUAUCGCAUCAGCCUCAGUCGCAUCAGCCCAAGAGUGCGCUAACGCGGGCUAUCAAUUUAGCUAGCUUGAGGCUUUUUGGUAGUGGAACGCCUGGACGAGUGUUGGCGCUAGUCAAGGGAGGCAACAAAGCUUAUUCAUAUGCAUACAACGAGCAGAAGGAGACGGAUAUACUCCGACAACUAGAAGAACUCGCUCAGAAAGCUUUUGUUAUAUUUGAUUUCGCUGACUCAAAAUUAUACCAAGCGAUAGCGACCGAACAUGGGAAUGUUCCGUCUUCAAAAAAUCUUGACGAGAUGAGUGGGUUGCCACCAUGUUUCUAUAGCUACUGUCAGCAGCGUGCAUCUCAAGAUAUUGCUAACGGUGUAAUGAGCAGUAAAUCAUACGACAAUGGUGAGAAGCUGGCAGCAGAAGCCGUCCUACUCUACAUCAGAGCAUCUACAGUACUAUCGCAGGGCGGAGAACUAGUAGUGAAAUAUAUGACAGGACGGAGUAGCACGCAGACUCAGUCUUUUUCCAAUGGUCUCAACGAUGCUGUACAGUGGUUCAGAUACAAGUACAAUGAUUGCUUCGAUAAAGCUGAUUAUGCAAAAGGAAAGUGCGGGAAUGAGAUAAUAGAUAGUGUGGAGUAUGUGAGUCAAAUGCUAUUCGAGAGAGGGAUGGAAAUUGCAAGAGCGAGUGCACUGGAUGAGCUGAUGGGAGAGGAUGUCUAUAAGUGCGAGGCGGCGUACGAAACUAGCUUGUGGAUUCUUGAGGGACUUCUAGAUGCACAUACUAACGAUGAUGAGGACAGAAACAUGUUCUUACAGUACAAAACGUCAAUUGAGAAGCGACUUCAUGGACUUAAGAAGAAAAUUUGCAGGACUUCUGUUUAG
Wallemia ichthyophaga EXF-994 is the source of this 2625-nucleotide messenger RNA. Its product is annotated as Serine/threonine-protein kinase ATG1. Gene Ontology annotation, cellular component: cytoplasm; autophagosome. Lineage: Eukaryota; Fungi; Basidiomycota; Wallemiomycetes; Wallemiales; Wallemiaceae. The record is from RefSeq and is a predicted model, not a curated record. Gene Ontology annotation, molecular function: protein serine/threonine kinase activity; ATP binding. Bases 1 to 2625 code for a protein of 874 amino acids. Gene Ontology annotation, biological process: peptidyl-serine phosphorylation; autophagosome organization; autophagy. The transcript has 4 exons.